Soboliphyme baturini is the source of this 516-nucleotide messenger RNA. The record is from the annotation of a GenBank genome assembly. Lineage: Eukaryota; Metazoa; Nematoda; Enoplea; Dioctophymatida; Soboliphymatidae.
AUGCCGAUUGCUCGCUCGACGCUGCAGCCAAGCGCGUUACGCGGCACGUGGUCGUGGGCGUCGCUGGCCGCAGAGGCACCUGCAGACAACCUUAGUGCCAUCCGCCACCUUCCGCGGGUUCGUGGUUGGUACGGAAUUCAAGGUCGGUUCCGCCAGCGGCAUGCCGAAGAAACUGGCAAACGGAAUGACGACGACGACGACGACGACGACGAGUUUGAAACCCGAACCGGACGAUGGGAAAACUCAAGGUCACCCGGUGACCGAACUGAAUCCGUGUUGUUGGACGAAAUUAAUCCGGCCGGGCAGAGAUUUACGACCGCCCAGCAUUCGUCGUCGACAAAACCACAGCUUACGACGGUUUUCGGAUCGGUCGUAAAAAAACGGCCAGGCGCACAUUUCGCUGCAAACAUGUCAAGGAAACGAUCGCUUUUUACCGUUCUGAACAAAAACUGCUGCGUUCUGUGCUUGUCACCGGCGAACGUCAUGAUGAGCAAAAGUUUGGGCGAUGGAACGUGA